GAACUAGGACCUGCUGGCAAAUGUGUCUCAGGACAAGCGGUGCUGCAGAAGCCCUCUGAGCUCAGGCUCCGUACCAUCCGCAAUGCCUGCCUUCGCCAGUCUUUAAUGCCACAGCCACCUGUUCUUGGCCAUCUUAUUUCCAAACUCAUCCUUUCUGAACCUGAUCAAGCCAGGAUGGUUACCGGGGACUGGAAAUGUGGAGCCCAGCUAUGAGAAGGCGUGAAGAACAACAGGAUUGGUCAGGGUUGGGGAUUGUGAAGUGAGGUUGUAUCUCAGGGGUGGGCCCCGGUGUCUGGCGUGGUGGGGCAGAAACAGGUGAAGGGAGGGCAGAAUGUAAGACAGCUCUAGAGAAAGCAGGCAGGUGAGCCUUCCCUGAGGGUUUUGGCUACGGAGGUGCUUUUCCUCUGACUCCUUGAGUCAGACAGCAAGUGUCUUAAUGUCACUGUCAGUCUUCCAGAAAGCCCCACCCACUGAGCCCAUUCAAGGCAGGACUGAAAAUGUGUCACACCUUUCCCAGAGAGCCCAGCCCCAUUGCCAGGAAAGAGCCUGACUGCUCCCCAGCUGAUCUCAGAAACACCCCAGACCUCCAGCAGCUCCAGGAGUCCAAACACCAGCAGCGGACCAAGGCCCUACAGCUGCCUGCAGCCAUGUUGGCCCUCAGCCUGUUCACGCUGGGUCUGCUCUCUGCAGUGGCCCCUGCCAGCUGUCAACAAGGUCUGGGGAAACUUCAGCCCUGGAUGCAGGGCCUUAUUGCUGUGGCUGUGUUCCUGGUCCUGGUUGCAGUUGCCUUCGCUAUCAACCACUUCUGGUGCCAGGAAGAGCCGGAGCCUGGUAGCACGGUCAUGAUUGUUGGAAGCAAGGCAGACGGGGUCCUGGUGGGAAUGGACGGCAGAUACUCCUCAAUGGCGGCUGGUUUUAGGUCCAGUGAGCACAAGAAUGCCUUCGAGAACAUUCUGGAGGAAGAGGGCAGGGUUCGCAGCACACCCAUGUGACAAGCUCAUCCAUGACCCCAGUCCCCAGGCUAUGGGGCACAUAGAGUCGAUGCCACCACUUCACCCCACCAUUGCUCUGCAGGAAUCUAUUGAAGCAAGCUGCCCCUCUCGGCUCUCUUGAGUCACAGCCAAGUUGAGCUCAAGAUGUACUGUGGCCCUGGGGUCUUCCACCCAAUUCUGAGGAGCCCCCACCUUUCAUCUCCCUCCUCCUGCAACUAUGGAAGUGGCCCUUAUUUCUACGAAAUAAAGACUUUUUAUACUUCUGGG
Molecule: messenger RNA, 1259 nt
Organism: Myodes glareolus (Bank vole)
Lineage: Eukaryota; Metazoa; Chordata; Mammalia; Rodentia; Cricetidae
Gene: Pdzk1ip1
Product: PDZK1 interacting protein 1
Source: RefSeq, a predicted model, not a curated record